GUGUAUGAACUUUUUAUUUUAUAAGAAAUUAAGUCAAGACAGGAGAAAAUGUUUAAUCGAAUGAAUAGCCCCAGAGGAUCACCUAGAAUGGAUAAAGAUAUCCAUGAAGUAAAGUUCCCCACUAGCUAUAAUCAAGAUAAUGCUGAAGCAAUGAAAGAAUGCUUAGCAAAAAAGGACAGCGUCGCCGCGUUUCGAAUGCUACAACGCGUUCAUAAAGAACUGCAUUUGAUAAAACUUGAAAACUUCGUUUUAAAUGAUUUUCUACAAAAAAACGAUCCAAAACUUUUAAAUGACUUGGAUAAUUUUAAAAAACGUAACGCAAAAAUUAGACUCUCAAUGAUGGAAAAACGCAAAUCACUGGUAGACUCAUCGUAUCUGGGAGGAAGACAAUCAAGGGCUACAAGUUUAGCGGGAUCUGCAAUUGGCUCUUUGCAAAAACCUGCCCAAGAAUACAAUUUAAACUAUCGCACCAAGAUCGAUAUGGCCGAAAGACUCAUAGUGGAAAUAAAAAAGCAGAUCGAAGUAAUAAAAGCUAAAGGCGUCGAUGAUAUCAAAAUAUUAAAGAGUAAAAUUGAGGCGAUGCGCUAUCAGUGUGCUGAUAGACAAGAAAUUAUUAGAAACUUUGAGAUGCACUUUUUACUUAACGAUGCACUUAUAUAUGCAACAGAAAAACAAAAGAUAAAGCAAUUUCGCAAAUACAUGAACAAGUGCCUUAAGAAUGGAAAAACAAUGUUGGGAACAAUGCGCCUAAAAGUCACAUCUGUUAAGGAGCAUUGUCAUCAGCUGCGAACUAUACUCAUCAGCAAAGCUGAAAUAAGUGGAAUGUUGGUUCCAGUUGACUUUGAACAAUUGCAAAUAAAAAAAGAAGAACAAAUACGAAUAUUGGAGGAAAAGAAUAUCAAUUUGUUUGGCUUGAAAGAAGUUGCUGGAAAGACUGCCCAAUGCUUAGCAAAAGAGAAGAAGAAUCUCGAAACUCUAGAAGAGAAAUCUAAGAUCCUAGUCGAAAAAACUGCUAAAGCUAUAAAGGGCAUUUCAAAGUUAGAAAAGGAGUCAAGAGUUUUUGAGAACGAACUGGAACUGGAGGAGGAGGGUCUUAGACAUUUUAAAAUUCAAGCAGAAGAAUUUGAAGCUCCAAGUAUAUUAGAUUACAUUAAUAAAAAACAAGAAUUGGUCGCUUUGCAAAAAGAACAAAAACGUUUACAACGAAAAGCUAACAUUAAAACUAUGAAAUUAAAAAAUAUUAUUUCGAAAUUGAGAGCAGAAAAUAAAUAUAAAUAAAAAAAUGUAUAUUUAGCGCUCACCCAU
Molecule: messenger RNA, 1305 nt
Organism: Eupeodes corollae
Lineage: Eukaryota; Metazoa; Arthropoda; Insecta; Diptera; Syrphidae
Product: coiled-coil domain-containing protein 113
Exons: 1
Coding region: 49-1278 (409 amino acids)
Biological process (GO): cilium assembly
Cellular component (GO): axoneme; ciliary basal body
Source: RefSeq, a predicted model, not a curated record